CCGGGUCUAAAGGCCCAACGUCUUCCUAGCAUGGAUUUGGGAACAAAAUUGACCUGAGGUCAUGGGGCCACCUCAGCUUUUCCCAAAUGAAGCCAAAUUCCCAGGGUCAUCUCUGAGCCAGUUCAGUUGACCUGACCAGUUGUUUGUAUGUUAGAUGUCUCCAAAGUUCCCUAAUUUUUUUUUUUUCUUGCCUCAGGAUUAUUUUUUCACUUUUUAAAGUGAGUUUCCUUGUUAGUGGUAUAAGUUCCACUGGAAGCAUUGCUAUUUUCUGCGUGUGUUUUCUUCUCUUUAGGGGUCAGUGUUGACAGUGGUGUUGAGCUGCAGGAGAGCAGUUUCUGAACUUCUUCAUUGCCGUUUCCCUGAAACUGGAGUGUGGAGGCCAAGGGUCCUGCCAGCUUUAAGACAGGAUGAAGACUGUACUCAUGGUUGCAGAAAAGCCGUCCUUGGCCCAGUCCAUUGCCAAAAUCCUCUCUCGAGGGAGUAUGUCCUCACACAAAGGGCUGAACGGAACAUGCUCGGUGCACGAGUACACCGGGACCUUCGCGGGCCAGCCAGUCCACUUCAAGAUGACAUCUGUCUGUGGUCAUGUGAUGACCCUGGAUUUCCUGGGAAAGUACAACAAGUGGGACAAGGUGGACCCUGCAGAGCUGUUCAGCCAAGCCCCGACGGAGAAGAAGGAAGCUAACCCCAAGCUGAACAUGGUGAAGUUCCUGCAGGUGGAGGGCAGAGGCUGCGACUACAUCGUGCUGUGGCUGGACUGCGACAAGGAAGGGGAGAACAUCUGCUUCGAGGUCCUGGAUGCCGUGCUGCCUGUCAUGAAUCAGGCCCACAGUGGCGAGAAGACGGUGUUCCGGGCCAGGUUCAGCUCCAUCACAGACACAGACAUCUGCAACGCCAUGGCCCGCCUGGGCGAGCCUGACCACAACGAGGCGCUGUCAGUGGACGCCCGGCAAGAGCUGGACCUGCGCAUCGGCUGCGCCUUCACCAGGUUUCAGACUAAAUACUUCCAGGGGAAAUACGGCAAUCUAGACAGCUCCCUCAUCUCCUUUGGGCCGUGUCAAACCCCCACCCUGGGAUUCUGCGUGGAGAGACAUGACAAGAUCCAGUCCUUCAAACCGGAGACCUACUGGGUGCUGCAGGCCAAGGUUAACACUGAUAAAGAUAGAUCUCUGCUUCUGGACUGGGACCGUGUGCGAGUGUUCGAUCGGGAGAUUGCACAGAUGUUCUUAAACAUGACAAAGCUGGAGAAGGAAGCCCAGGUGGAGGCCACAAGCAGGAAAGAGAAGGCCAAGCAGAGGCCCCUGGCCCUGAACACCGUGGAGAUGCUGCGUGUGGCCAGCUCUUCUCUGGGCAUGGGGCCACAGCAUGCCAUGCAGACCGCCGAGCGGCUCUACACGCAAGGCUACAUCAGCUACCCUCGGACCGAGACCACCCACUACCCCGAGAACUUUGACCUGAAGGGCCCUCUACGGCAGCAGGCCAACCACCCCGCCUGGGCUGACACGGUGAAGCGGCUGUUAGCAGAAGGUAUCAACCGCCCACGGAAAGGCCACGAUGCUGGCGACCACCCCCCCAUCACCCCCAUGAGGUCUGCCUCAGAGGCCGAAUUAGGGAGCGAGGCGUGGCGGCUCUAUGAGUACAUCACCAGACACUUCAUCGCCACGGUUAGCUAUGACUGCAAGUACCUGCAGAGCAGCAUCUCCUUCAGGAUCGGGCCUGAGCACUUCACCUGCAUGGGGAAGACUGUCAUCUCUCCAGGCUUCACGGAGAUCAUGCCCUGGCAGAGCGUGCCCCUGGAGGAGAACCUGCCCACCUGCCAGAGGGGCGACACCUUCCCCGUGAGCGAAGUGAAGAUGCUGGAGAAGCAGACGAGCCCGCCCGACUACCUGACGGAGGCCGAGCUCAUCACGCUCAUGGAGAAGCACGGCAUCGGGACAGACGCCAGCAUCCCUGUGCACAUCAACAACAUCUGCCAGCGCAACUACGUUGUAGUGGAGAGCGGGCGCCGGCUCAAGCCCACCAACCUGGGCAUCGUCCUGGUGCACGGCUACUACAAGAUCGAUGCGGAGCUGGUGCUCCCCACCAUCCGAAGUGCGGUUGAGAAGCAGCUGAACCUGAUUGCCCAGGGCAAGGCCGACUACCGCCAGGUCCUGGGCCACACCCUGGACAUCUUCAAGAGAAAGUUCCACUACUUCGUGGACUCCAUCGCCAGCAUGGACGAGUUGAUGGAGGUGUCUUUUUCGCCCCUGGCAGCCACGGGCAAGCCCCUCUCCCGCUGUGGAAAAUGCCACCGGUUCAUGAAGUACAUCCAGGCCAAGCCGAGCCGCCUGCACUGCUCCCACUGCGACGAGACCUACACCCUCCCCCAGAACGGCACCAUCAAGCUCUACAAGGAGCUCCGGUGCCCGCUGGAUGACUUCGAGCUGGUCCUUUGGUCAUCGGGCUCCCGGGGCAAGAGCUACCCACUGUGCCCCUAUUGCUCCAACCACCCGCCCUUCCGAGACAUGAAGAAAGGCAUGGGCUGCAACGAGUGCACACACCCCACCUGCCAGCACUCGCUGAGCAUGCUGGGCAUCGGCCAGUGCGUGGAGUGCGAGAAUGGGGUGCUGGUGCUGGACCCCACCUCGGGCCCCAAGUGGAAGGUGGCCUGCAACAAGUGCAACGUGGUGGCACACUGCUUUGAGAACGCCCACCGCGUGCGGGUGUCCGCCGACACCUGCAGCGCCUGCGAGGCCGCCCUGCUCGACGUGGACUUCAACAAGGCCAAGUCCCCGCUCCCAGGUGACGAGACACAGCACACAGGCUGUGUCUUCUGCGACCCCAUCUUCCAGGAGCUGGUGGAGCUGAAGCACGCAGCCUCCUGUCACCCCAUGCACCGCGGUGGGCCGGGGAGGAGGCAGGGCCGAGGGCGGGCCCGGGGCCGGAGACCUGCUGGGAAGCCCAGUGCCCGGCGGCCGAAGGACAAGAUGUCAGCCCUGGCCGCCUACUUCGUGUGACGGCCCGCCAUCCCUCCCCCAGGCUCCAGAUGGCUGUCCUUUGGGCCACGGAAAUCAUUAAAAUGCAUUUGUCUUCUCCAGAGCAAGCAGCUCGGGACCUUUUGCUGGUGUCAGAGGGUUCCAGUGUCCUCCCCACUCUCCUCGUUGCCCCUCCAUCCCCACGCCCCACCUCUCCAUUCAUUGUGCACACACCUAGGUGCCUGCUCUACCCACGCCCCGGCAGUGCCUGCAGGGAGGCCCCCAAGUGUGGAGACAGAGCAGACCCAGUCCAUGGCUCACGUCACAUUCCAGUACAGGUGACACAGCACAGCAGCUGUGGACAUGAGUAGGAGCUACCCCUGAUGCCCAGAGGAAGGAAGGCACCAGCAGCC
This is a messenger RNA of Ceratotherium simum simum (southern white rhinoceros), 3367 nucleotides long. Lineage: Eukaryota; Metazoa; Chordata; Mammalia; Perissodactyla; Rhinocerotidae. The record is from RefSeq and is a predicted model, not a curated record.